Leptopilina heterotoma is the source of this 1600-nucleotide messenger RNA. It is a transcript of the gene CstF50, whose product is annotated as cleavage stimulation factor subunit 1. The coding region runs from base 160 to 1467 and encodes 435 amino acids. Gene Ontology annotation, biological process: mRNA 3'-end processing. The transcript is spliced from 4 exons. NCBI's taxonomy places the organism in Eukaryota, Metazoa, Arthropoda, Insecta, Hymenoptera, Figitidae. The record is from RefSeq and is a predicted model, not a curated record. Gene Ontology annotation, cellular component: mRNA cleavage stimulating factor complex. Gene Ontology annotation, molecular function: protein binding; RNA binding.
CCUUAACACUGACGUAAUGCUAAUGUCGUCUGCUAAGAUGUAACAAAAUGAUUUAUUGAAAAUAUAAUUUCAAAAAACAUUGAUCAAUAAACAAUAUAUCAAUUAUCGUUUAAAAGUUUCAAAUUAAGUACACAUUUUUUUAAUUUAGUGAAUAGAAACAUGAAGGAAUCUGAAAUGGAUACAAAAGGUGCAAUAAAGAAUCGAGAAGCUCUAUACAGAUUAAUAAUCAGCCAACUUUUCUACGAUGGUCACCAGACACUCGCUGUUCAGUUGUCGAAUACACUUCAAGCAGACCCACCAUGUCCUCCGUCAGAUCGUUUGUUUCAUUUAAUGUUAACUGGCAUGGCCCACGAACCAGAUCGAGCUAAAAAGGAAGUCGGAAGUAACUGCACUUUCUCCUCACUGGACAAUACAAUCGGUCCAGGUUUAGACUUGGAGUUCGAAACCGAAGCUCAGGUGCAAGCACCAGAACCCGCUCAAUAUGAAACCGCUUAUGUCACUUCUCACAAGGGCAAUUGCCGAGCGGGCGCCUUCUCCGCUGACGGACAAUUAAUUGCCACUGGAUCGGUGGACGCAUCGAUUAAAAUAUUGGACGUCGAUAGAAUGCUGGCUAAAUCGGCACCAGACGAAGUUGCAACUAGUGAUCAAACUGGAGGUCAUCCGGUAAUUCGAACAUUAUACGAUCAUCUUGAAGAAGUAACUUGCUUGGAGUUUCAUCCUAGAGAACCCAUCUUGGUGUCUGGAAGUCGUGACUUUUCCAUAAAACUUUUCGACUUUAGCAAGGCUAGUGUUAAGAAAGCAUUUCGCACAAUAACAGAUGCCGAUCAAAUUAGAUGCUUAUCAUUCCAUCCGACUGGCGACUUUCUAGUUGUUGGUACAAAUCAACCGGUCGUUCGAUUAUAUGACGUUAAUACUGCUCAGAGUUUUGUGUGCAGUAUUCCCAAUCACCAGCACACUGCAGGGAUUACUAGUAUUAAGUAUUCGCCAGACGCAAAAACUUAUGCUUCGGCAGGGAAAGAUGGAAGUAUUAAAAUAUGGGACGGUGUUUCCAAUAGGUGUAUAAAUACAUUCGUGAAGGCGCACGAUGGAUUCGAAGUGUGUUCCGUAGCCUUUACGAGGAAUGGAAAGUAUUUACUAUCGUCCGGAAAAGAUUCAUUAAUUAAAUUAUGGGAAUUAUCGACCAGUAGAUGUCUUAUAGCAUAUACCGGAGCUGGAACUACAGGUAAACAAGAACACAAAGCACAAGCUGUUUUCAAUCACACGGAAGACUACGUGAUGUUCCCAGAUGAAGCAACAACUUCUUUAUGUGCAUGGAAUUCUAGAAAUGCAUCCAGAAAACAAUUACUUUCCUUGGGACAUAAUGGACCAGUCAGAUUAAUUGUUCAUUCUCCGGUGGCUCCAGCAUUUUUAACUUGUAGUGACGAUUUUAGAGCUCGCUUUUGGUUCAGAAGAAUGCCUACUCACUAGUGUGGGUGAAACGUCAAAGUUUUCAAUACUAUCUUUCACUUUCUGUGUGAAUUAUUUAUUUUUUUACUCAUGCCCUUUUUGGGAUUUUGUCAAUUGGAGAAUUUCAAUAAAGAAAAUGGCGUAUAAACAUUUA